Messenger RNA from Pleuronectes platessa (European plaice), 1584 nucleotides. RefSeq names its product DNA-damage-inducible transcript 4 (gene ddit4). NCBI's taxonomy places the organism in Eukaryota, Metazoa, Chordata, Actinopteri, Pleuronectiformes, Pleuronectidae. Gene Ontology annotation, molecular function: 14-3-3 protein binding. The transcript is spliced from 4 exons. Gene Ontology annotation, cellular component: cytoplasm. Gene Ontology annotation, biological process: response to hypoxia; apoptotic process; negative regulation of TOR signaling. The record is from RefSeq and is a predicted model, not a curated record. The coding region runs from base 16 to 972 and encodes 318 amino acids.
GUGCAACACAAUCUGAUGCAGGCAAGACACUGGGUCAGAUGGCGUGCCUCUCUUUUUGAUUGGCUGGCCCGAGAGGCGGGGGGCGGAGCCCGGCAGGCAGUAUAUAACCAUUGUUGCAGGACUGAUCUGGGAGCUCGGACAGCUGAUGAGGAACAGAGGAGUCACAGGAGACAGCAGAUUGUUGUUUUGCGAGACAAUAACCGUGGAAAUAAGCAACCUGAAGAACACAACGGACUCACACAGCGUCGUCUUAACACAAGCUCGAUCCGACCAGAGAAGAGGACAGACAUGCCUGCUCUCUGUGCAGCCAGCGAGGCCAGCGGCUCCCCCCACUCCCCGGUGGACAGGAGGCUGUCCUGGGGCAAACUGGUGCAGCGACUCGCCGACUUCAGCGCAUCUGGAAGCAGCAGCAGCAGCAGCAGCCUGGAGCUGGGCUACAACAACGGCAGCAGGAGCGAUCUGUCAGACUCAGGCUCUGACAUCUCCAGUGACCUCUCUCCCUCCGAUGAGGACCUGUUUUACGACCCGAUGGAGGAGACCAUCCUGAAGGACGUAGUGGAACUCAUAGAAGCCAGCCUGCGAGAAGCCAAAGACUCAGACUGCGCCCUGCGCUGCACCAAACUGCUCAUCCCGGAGAAACUCCUGGAGCACAUCGGGCAGGAGCUCCUUCACCUGGCGGCCAGCGAGCCCUGCGGCCUGAGGGGGGCCCUCAUUGACCUGUGUGUGGAGCACGGGGCCGUCUGUGAGAGCAUGGGGCAGCUGUCCGUAGACCCCUACCUGGUCCCCACCUUCCAGCUGACCCUGGUGUUGAGGCUGGAGUCCGACGGGCUGUGGCCCAAGAUCCAAGGACUUUUUAGCACAAAGUCUCCUUCCACUCCAGUAGUGAGACAAGAGAUUAAACUUCGGACUGGUUUCCGCGUGAUUAAGAAGAAACUGUAUUGUUCUGAAGAACUGCUCAUUGAGGAAUGUUGAGAAAUGCAAGGGAUCCUCAUUGUUAGAAAUGCCCAGUAAAUCUCCCAGAAGGGCCUCAGUACUCGUACUGUGUGUGUAAUGCCUUCUGCGUAAGGUGCGAGGAUGCACUUAGUCAUGACGAUGACUCUACUGUACGGUAGUCGAAGGUUAUGGUACGUGAGCGGAUGUUGCUCCUCAUCGACAUUCUCAUAUUUUCAAUUGCAACAUGUAACUAUCAUGCUAUAUAUGGUUAAUAGCAUUAUUUUGCAAGUAUUAAAGUGUGUACCUCAGUUUCUAUUGAAACCACAUGAUGGCAGCUAGCUCUAUGGUUAUAUUCAUUGAAACCCAUUGUUUUAUUUCCUUUUUUUCACAAAGCAGUUAACUGAUUGUACGUGAUGAAUUAUACCAUAAGCAAACCAUUAGGGACCUUUUAUAGUGACUGAAACAAAGGACUACCAGUGCUUGCCUUGUGCAGUAUAUGUGUAAAGCUGUGGCUAAUGAUUCCAAUGUACCUUGAUCCUGUAUCUGUGUAGCCCUGUCCUGCUUUUAACUUUAUUUAUUUGAUAUUCAAAUACUCAUAACAUUGCACUGAGUUUGUAUUUUCAUGAUCGCAAAUAAAUUAUUUUUUUUACA